CCAGAUUGGUCCCUGAAGUAAUUUUGCCCCUGUCGUUUCUUGUAGAGAUGAAUGCGCCUCGACAUUCUAUUGCGUGCAGCAUUAACCUUUGUGAAGUGGGUUUGUAAAGAUGUAACUGAAAUUUGUAAUUGAUAUUUAUUUAGUAUAAAUAAUUAUGCUAUUAGGAGUGACAAAUUAUAUGAAUAAAUUAUAGGUAGCGGUGAAAAACGAAUAUGAAACAAAUAUACACUUACAUGUGUCUCCCAUAUGUGUGGUAGUACGGGAUCGCUUAGUUGUAAUUAUAGCACGUCGUCGCUGUCGCGCAACCCUAACAAAGUUGGAGGUAAGUUUUUCCAGCUCAGCCUGCAUUGCCUCUAACUCUGCACGCGAAUAAGAACCACUCUUCCAAUGAUGUUACAAUAAGGUAAGAAUAAUAAUACGAUCACUAUAAAGAAUACGAACUUACCUGCUUCAUAUACCCUGGGGUCCUUUAGGGCGGGGGGAGCAGUUUCAGGUGGUAAGAAAAUGGCACGACCCUUCCCUGCAAGAGAUAAGUAGCACAAUUAGCGGGUGGAUUUCACAUAUACGGAUCAAGGUUUGGGAAACGCUGCAGUAGAGGGAUUUCACAUGUACACUGGCUUUCUCAAAAACCCACAAAUGUGUUUCUUGGCAUGGUCAUAUGCCUGUUGGCAUCUCAUCACAGUCGCCUCACCCAGCCAGAAGUACAUGCUCUAUCUACUCCUGUGUUUAGUUUAUUACUCUUUUUUCAUAUCUAUAAUCACUGCUUGGUUUAUCACUUGGGUUCCUCUGUUCCCCUAACUAUUGCGACAUGUUGAAACAUAUAAAGUUUCCCAUAGAUUGAAAGGAAUCAAAGAUUGUUGUCCUGUAGAUAGUCGUGGAAGAUGUAAAAUUAACAAUCAUGCAAGGCCUUUUACUUUGUGAUCGAACUCGGCUAGUUACGUAGAAGGAGAAAUCUUACACGGUACAUUGCUUUGAUCCAAGUAAUCUUCAAUAUGCGAAGAAGAUGACUCCCCGAUGCUGGAAGCUACGUCAAGCAUAGUCUAUAUAUUGAACCAGAUGUAGAGAGAAGGUGGGUAGGAGGGGGAUUUUCAAUCAGGAGAGUUACAGUGUCGGAGAGUGACGGGGGAGAAAGCAAAGAAGGAGGAGCACUGCCGGUGUGAGUGACUGGGGAUGUAAUCCGGAGAGAAGGUUAGUCCGCUAUUUCCAAUUGGUUGGUGGCACUUGUCGCUAGGUAUAACAGAUUCCGGAGAGGGAUGUGCAAAACGUCAAGGAUGCGUUUCGCCGCAGCCGGUGUGAGUGACUGGUGAUGAUAUGUUGGCGAGCAGGUUCGUCCCCUAGUUCCAAUUGGUUGUCGGCGCUGGCCUCUAGAGAACGGAUCCGGAGAGUGACGGGAGAACGCCAAGGAGGAGCUGCACCGCCGGUGCGAGUGACUGGGGAUGCAAGCCGGCGAGCAGGUCGUCGCUAGGUCGAGUGGAGGUUGGUUGUCGGCGUUGGCCGCUAGAGAACGGAUCCGGAGAGUGAUGGGAGAACGCCAAGAAGGAGCUGCACCGCCGGUGUGAGUGACUGGGGAUGCAAGCCGACGAGCAGGUCGUCGCUAGGUCGAGUGGAGGUUCGCGUCGAUUAGUGUUGUGUUUUGUGAUUUGGAAGAUGAACAAUUAUUCAUUAUUUUUUUAUUAUUUUUUUAUUGGGUUGUAUAAUUACAUAAUUGGGUCUCCGAUAAUUGCUCUCUGGCCUGGAAAUUUAAAAUCCUGAAUAACUGCUUCUAAGUCCACUAUUAUAUAUUUGUAGAUGUUGCUGCAUAGUUGAAUGAGGUUAGAGUUAAACCUCGAGUGAACUGUUGUCUAAGAGGUAUGAACGGUUAAACAUAACCAUGGUUAAACCAUAAUUUUUGUACUAAAUACCACCCAUUUUUGUGGUACAAUCUACUGUACGGUUAUCCACUCCUUACUACGGGUAGAAAGCCUUGAAUGCAUGGAUUAAAGGGGAAAGAUCCACGUAUUUAGCGGAAAAGGAAAAGCCGGAACAAUUAUCCACCACGAAAGAAAGUUUGUUUUAAAUAGGGUUUAGGGUUUAUUAGGACUAUAAAUAAAAAAGGGUUGUCCUUGUAUUCCUAUCGCCGUCGAGUCUGUUUUCACAAGGCAGCAGAUAGAUAUUGGUCCAAUGGCGGCAGACACUCCUCCCAUCAGCAAACUAGGAGACGAUCUCCUCGAAGAAAUUCUUGUUCGCAGCUUCCCGAAUCCCAGAUCCGCCUGCCGAAGCAAACCAGUAUGCAAGCGAUGGAACUCCCUCAUCUCCCACACUGGCUUCAACCGCAGUUUCGUUUCUCACCACAGGAGCAUAAGCGAAGGCCUGCAGCCACCUCUACUCCUCUACAAGGACGAUCCCCUGCCUUCGCUCCUAAGCUUCCUCCUCGUACCCGACGAAUUGCGAUCCAAUUUCGUCGUUUGGGAUUCCUUCAAGGACUUGCUUCCGUGGGGUUUUCAGAAUUCGGUGUGGGACUACAAUCACGAAAGGGCCCGAUCGCUCUUGAUCUGCAAUCCGUUUACGAAGCAAUGGGUCGCCCUUCCUCUGGAGCCCGAAACGCCAGGGUACCCCGACUAUCGAUUUCGCGUUCUGGUUCGAUACGAAGGGGAUCCGGUGUAUGAAUGGGGUUCGGAGCUAAAAGUGUUUUGUUCCGAGUCCGGAGAAUGGUCGAGCAAAGUAGUGAAUUAUCGUCUUCCAUCCGACGCGACAUCUUGGGACGGGAAAUUGUAUUGGAUCAAAUACGGCAGCGAAAUUGAGAGGUUUGAUGCUUUCCACCCAAAUAAAAAACCGAUCACCAUACGUAAUAUGGAAUUCGUUGGCAGGCAACAUCUGUUUUCCCAGUUAUCGGGCUCACGGGGUGCUCUUUAUAUAGUUGAACACCAUCGACCCGACUAUGGUGAGGCCGAUGACGACGAUGUUUUCGUGGUUUGGAGGUGGGAAGGAGGCCGCAAGACAUGGAUUCUGUGCUAUCAAGUGUCGUUGGAGAAGCUAAAGCGCAACGGCGGCGGGCCCGAAGUUGAGGAGCUGGAAAUUGUUUCUGUGCUCGCUCAACAUUCGGAGCAGCCGGAGAUUUUGUUCCUGGAAUGUUACUGCAAACCCGCGAAUUUCAAAGAGACGGAAAUUCUGUUCUAUUGUUGGGGAGAGCCGUUUUUCAAAGACAUCAAAGAGACUCUUGUGUUUACGUGCAAUUUAAGGACGGAGAAAUUGGAGCUCGUUGCUGAUCAGAGACAAUGCACUUUUCUUUGUUGCUGGUUGGUGUUGCAGCCUUGGACCACUUGUUUUUCUACAUCGAUUCCCAGCUAUGAGAAAUUGCUCGGCAUGUAUAAUGAAAGUUGCUCUGAUUUGAUUCAGAGUAGACAAUCAACUUAGGAGUGAUUUAGAGAGUUUAGAUUUAUAAAAUUUAUGUAUUCUGCAGAAAGUUGUAUUUUUUGCUGAUUUUUUUAUACAUACUCAUAAGAACAAAUCUAUCCCAACAUGCAUCUUAUGAUAAAUUAUCCGACCUACCAUGGAAUGAGUAUGGGUAUCGACAUAUCCGCUCCGACCUGCCCAUUAUCAUUCCUAUUUCAAUUUACAAAGUUUCCUGUGCUAUUAAACUAAACCAAUUUAAUUGUGAAAGUGGUAACAAGAUGAUACAUGAUAAAAUAAUUUAAAUUCCGGCUUUGUCUCUUCCUAUGCUCUGUACUGCUCCAUUUCACACUUGACGAUGAGAAAUAAUGGAACCAAAUUUCA
Molecule: messenger RNA, 3753 nt
Organism: Linum trigynum
Lineage: Eukaryota; Viridiplantae; Streptophyta; Magnoliopsida; Malpighiales; Linaceae
Source: the annotation of a GenBank genome assembly